Messenger RNA from Chenopodium quinoa (quinoa), 2033 nucleotides. Its product is annotated as 2-oxoisovalerate dehydrogenase subunit alpha 1, mitochondrial-like. Bases 397 to 1866 code for a protein of 489 amino acids. The record is from RefSeq and is a predicted model, not a curated record. Gene Ontology annotation, biological process: branched-chain amino acid catabolic process. NCBI's taxonomy places the organism in Eukaryota, Viridiplantae, Streptophyta, Magnoliopsida, Caryophyllales, Amaranthaceae. The transcript is spliced from 9 exons. Gene Ontology annotation, molecular function: oxidoreductase activity, acting on the aldehyde or oxo group of donors, disulfide as acceptor.
AGUUCGAGUAAGAUAAGUGUUUAUUCCAACGUCAUUGAUACGAUCAAAAGAAAAAAAUUAUACUCCACCAAAUCACUUUCAAUGGUGAUUUGAAGUUUCCAGAGUACCAUAUUUAUGACAAAUUAGGCCAAGGAGGGUUAAAUCGAAACGUGUUACAGGAAAACUUGUAAACUACAGUAGUAUAUGGACUAAUAUGGCAUUGAUUUAACAAAUUGAAGUUGAUAAAGCAUUGGCUCUACUCACUUCACACGUUACACAAAAAAAACCAGUGUCAUUCUCAUCCAUUUUCCUAUCUUUCUCUAACUUAUUUUCCAAUAUAAGUAUAUUUCUUGAAGUGGCAUACUCAUCUUCUUAGCCUUCCAAAACAUUGUUGGAAAAAAGGAGAGAGUGAGAAAAAUGGCACAAUUGUUGCUAAGAAGAACAACAAACAUUAUGAAACAAUUAUAUUUAACAAAAUCUACUCUAACUACUAAUCAAAGUAGUUUUAUUCCUAGUUUCUUAGGAAUUUCUCAUAAUGUUUGUAGUAACUCCUCUGUUUUUUCUCCUACUUCCUUUGUUUUUGGGCGUUUAGAAUCUACUAAAGCAGCUGAGUUGAAGAUUGAUCCUCAGUUAUACUCUUCUUCCGAGGAUGAUGAUGAUAAUGAUCAUGAUAAUGCUUAUCCUUCCGAACCCGAGGGAAUGGAUUUUCCAGGAGGGAAGGUUAUGUUUACAUCACAAAUGAGUUUCAUUGCCGAGCCUGGGAAGACACGAGUGCCUUGCUAUCGUGUUCUAAAUGACAGUGGGGAGCUUAUUUCAGGCAAAGAUCAUGAUCUUGUGAACCAAGACUUGGCAACAAGGAUGUAUAAUAGCAUGAUCACUCUUCAAGUUAUGGACACUUUUCUUUACGAAGCACAAAGACAGGGAAGAAUUUCAUUUUAUAUGACUUCAUUCGGGGAAGAAGCUAUUAAUGUUGCAUCUGCAGCAGCCCUCUCUUCAGAGGACAUUAUUUUUGCUCAGUAUAGGGAGCCUGGGGCGUUACUAUGGCGUGGUUUUACCUUGCAAGAUUUUACAAAUCAGUGUUUCGGAAAUAAGGCUGAUUGUGGGAAAGGUCGACAAAUGCCAAAUCAUUAUGGGUCUAGUAAGCAUAACUACUUUACAAUAUCAUCCCCAAUCGCUACACAGCUUCCUCAAGCUGCAGGAGCUGCUUAUUCUCUUAAAAUGGAUAAGAAGGAUGCUUGUGUUGUAGCCUACAUGGGAGAUGGUUGCACCAGUGAGGGAGAUUUCCAUGCUGGUUUGAAUUUUGCGGCAGUCAUGGAAGUUCCAAUAGUUUUCAUUUGUCGUAACAAUGGAUAUGCAAUUAGUACUCCUAUUUCAGACCAAUUUCGAAGUGAUGGUGUUGUGGUCAAGGGACAAGCUUAUGGAAUACGUAGCAUUCGAGUUGAUGGAAAUGAUGCUCUUGCUGUCUAUGAAGUCGUUCAAACUGCUCGUGAAAUGGCAAUCUCUGAACAAAGACCUAUUCUGGUUGAGGCGCUAACAUAUCGAGUAGGACACCACUCUACUUCUGAUGAUUCUACCAAGUACAGGUCAACUGAUGAAAUCGAACACUGGAAAAUAGAAAAAAGUCCUGUCACAAAAUUUAGGAGGUGGAUUGAGAGAAAUGGCUGGUGGAAUGAAGAUGAUGAAUCAGAAAUUCGAAAGAAGGUCAAGAAAGAGAUUCUUCAAGCAAUUCAAGUGGCAGAAAAAUUGGAAAAACCACCGGUUUCGGAAAUGUUUACAGAUGUGUAUGAUGAACCAACAAAGGAUCUGGUUGAGCAAGAAAUCUUGCUUAGAGAAUCCAUUAAGAAGCACCCUAAAGAUUAUCCAUCUGAUGUUGCAGAGUGCAUUUAGAUGUGUAUAUUUAUGUAAUGAUGUACUUAUCUUAGCUUGAAAAGGCUUUUGAUGAGACUUAAUUACUUUGUAUAGUGUAUAGUAAUUGUCAAAUGCCGGUUAAUUAUGAUUCUACUAAUCUGAAUUGCAUCAUGGCUAUAAUAAUAAUGAUGGUCAUGUCUUAAUAA